GUCUUUCCCCGUUGUCUUAAAGGAACAGCUCCUGUCUGCACUUUUAGUUUCACUUUUACAUCGCAGCCAUGGCCGGAAAAAGUACGAGACAAGAACAAUUUCUGAAAUUGCAGCAAGAUUUCAGAACAAAUGCCUUCGAGAUUAUUAGGCAGAUGGUUGAUUGGUGCAAUACGACUCCCGGAAGUAGACACCUAGUGGACGAGAUACUUCACAGCAUCUUCUUCCUGGGAAAAAUCAACACAACGCCAUUCACUCCAGAGGAAAUUAUCCCCAAUAAGGAGAUGCUAAAUGCCCUAAAGGAGAAAUACCCAGAACCAUUUGAGUGCUACUUGACUCACCUUCCCAGGCGCAGUCCGUUCUCCUGUGUGCUGGACAUGGUUGUCCUGCAGAAGAGGCCUGAAAAUGAAAACCAGGUAAAACAGACUUUGAGUGAUCUGGUCAACCGUCUGAAAGAAGGUUUUCUUGUCUCUGCCACCAUCUGCAUCUCGAAAUCCAACAAGUCGGUGCAGCAAUACGGAGUCUCCAUGUCCACCAGUGGCCCUAAUCCCGGCAGGAUUGUGAUCGCUGCUUCCUGCUUGAGCUCCUACUGGGAUGAAUAUGUGGCUGCAGCAGUGAUGACCUUCUAUCCUGACAAGAAGAAGAAGGAAUACUUUGAUGGAACCUUUAAGCUUGCUGAAGGCGCCACAUGCAGGGCAUAUAGCAUAAAAAAGGCGUCUGAAAUGGAGCCUUGCAAAUCAUGUGGAAAUCUCUUUGGCUUCCAGGAAACUUGUCAGAGAGAGUGGCCCUGGCCCUAUGGCAACUGUGCUGAAGUUGAGAGUCUGAGCAACUUGUUUAAAAAUGAUGACCAAGUUAAGCAGCAGUCCAGACCACAAUCUGACACAUUCACACCAGAGAACAGAGAGAAGGUCAGAGAUGAAACUCUGGAGAACCUCAAGAAAAUCCUGAAAAUGAUUCAGUUUAAAACGUGGAGCGGUAAAUUCUAUGUUCCAGAGUAGUCGACUUGUAGAGAAGGCUGAGGCUUUGAUAUCUUUAAUCACAAGUUGGCUUCUUAUCUGUUUUUAUGAUUAUUACCUUAUUACUAAUCAUAAGUCUCCUCUCACUGCCUUCUAAGAGUUAACUUAGUAUGCUAUAUCAUCUGAUGCUGUUAAUGUCCUAAUAAAGUUUGGAGAUAU
Molecule: messenger RNA, 1172 nt
Organism: Poecilia latipinna (sailfin molly)
Lineage: Eukaryota; Metazoa; Chordata; Actinopteri; Cyprinodontiformes; Poeciliidae
Exons: 5
Coding region: 69-995 (308 amino acids)
Source: RefSeq, a predicted model, not a curated record